AUGAUUGCAAGUGUCGGCGGAUAUUAUUAUUAUCAUUAUUGGCGACAAUACCGACACCGGCAACAAAUCAUAGGACAGUCGACUAAUUGGUUAUCUAACGGUUCCCUAUCAUUGUUUGGACAGUUAGCUCUACCGAUGAGAACCAGUAAUAUGUUGACUCCAUUGAUCGGACAGGAAGUUAUUGAACGGUUAAAAAAAGCGUCGACACCUCUGUAUGUGGCCGUCUAUACACUCAACAAGUUCACUGGUAUAUGGGAAUGGGGAACUGGAUGUAUAGUAGUAGUAGCGGCUAAUACAGGUGCUGCUGCUGGUGGUGGUGGUGGUAGUUAUGUACGAGUGUUGACCUGCGCUCACCUAUGCGACAGUCAACUACCGGUAAAAGUUUUAGGUUCGCGAAUAAGUAGGACAGGUAUACAGGGACGGGUAGUCUAUGCUGAUCCUCAACUGGAUAUGGCUGUCGUGGACAUACCCGUUGAUAAUACCGUUGCCCGAAAUAUAGCCGUCUAUCAGUUUACCGACGACUCGUUGUUACCCGACUACGGCUCACCGGUAGUGGCCUUCGGGUUUCCGACAAACGGCUACAAUCUAUGCUCGGGUAUUGUCAGCUGUCCGGCCGGCAAACUGUACGCCAAUCAAGACUAUAAACAUUUUACUGGCCAUAUUGUUGACGACCAGCAGCAGCAGCCACACCUACCCGACCCGUCAAUAGUGGGAGCGGGGAGAGUGGGAGGUAUAUAUCCGCCGGGAACUGUCGAUAUUCAACACUCGGCACCGACAGAGUCGGGCUAUUCGGGCGGACCACUGAUUGAUGCCGAUUCGGGCCAACUGUUGGGCAUUAAUCAUGCAGUCGGUGAAUUAGUUACAUUUGCCAGUUCAAGCAAUUAUAUCAAUGAUUUAUUGAAAAAGGCCGACAUAUGUAAGGACAGUCAGUUUCAGAGACGUCGGUCAGAGCACCGGCCUAUCAGAUUGGGCGUCGAGUUGGCCUUCUAUUCUAAUUCAUGCAGUGUGACCGAUAAAAUUUUCAAUUUUCGCGGCAAUGCUUCACUGGAACCGACCGAUCAAAUAGUUCAACUAAAUGGCCAAAUGAUUGAUUCGUUAGACUAUUUUCGUGAAUUGCUUGACAAGUGCCCAGACAAUCAACCCAUCAGUCUAUUGGCACUAUCGAUAAUACCCGACACUAAUGAUGACCAACAACCAUACAAAACCAUAAGAUUGAUUCAAACAGGACUAACCUAUGUCUAAGACACACCCACACACCUGAUCACAAGUUAAUAUAUACAGUACAUACCCUAUC
Molecule: messenger RNA, 1294 nt
Organism: Oppia nitens
Lineage: Eukaryota; Metazoa; Arthropoda; Arachnida; Sarcoptiformes; Oppiidae
Exons: 3
Coding region: 1-1242 (413 amino acids)
Source: RefSeq, a predicted model, not a curated record